Molecule: messenger RNA, 2106 nt
Organism: Linnemannia hyalina
Lineage: Eukaryota; Fungi; Mortierellomycota; Mortierellomycetes; Mortierellales; Mortierellaceae
Source: the annotation of a GenBank genome assembly
AUGACCGACGACGACAACAACCAAACCUCUGCGCUCUUGUCGUUCAUGAUGGAGAAGCUGCGGCUGCCUGAUGCAUCGUCAAGCUCUGCACCGAACCAACUUUCUGGACAAUCAAAGUCUUCCACCAAUACCCAAUCGCAAGACUACGAACAGCAUGCAUGGCUCGGUCGAGGUCAACUACAGGUGCAGGAGACCGGUCAACAGGACUAUGUCAGAUCAACCAGUGACGACAGUACCGCGACUUCCGCUUCACUUUCCUAUCGAUCAGAGCCAUUUGAAACUCCCGGAACAAAUCGACGCAAGGCUUCGUGCACCGACAGCGGCUUCAUGCCUUGGAGUCAGGAUGUUGACGACGUUCCCAUCGAAGUUCAGCAGUCAGUGGUCCAAGAGACAUUUUCCGAUCAAAGUUUGUACACUCCAGUCUCCGGUGCAACCCAAGCUCCAGGGAUAUGCAAGGCUCGCCAUAUUUCGUACAACUCAGCACAUGUCCAAGAGCGCGAGGACGUGGUCCCUUCAAGAGUCGUUCGGCCUGCUGCUCCCCCGACUACUCUACAAAACCAGAGUUUCUUCUCACCCUCGCCCAGCCCAAGUGACUACUCAUUGACGCGAGCCCUGUUGGGAUUCAACGAACUCUUUACCCCAUCUCAGACUGCUGGCCAGUUGCGACCAUUUAUGAGCUCAGAGGGCCAGCCGCAUUCGGAGGACACAUCGCCUCUAGGAAUUUACUUCAGGGAGCGCUCGCAGAGCGCCGACAGGGUGACGGACCCUGGAGUCCCCACGCGAUUUCUUAAGGUCUCCAACGUUGACCGUAGAAUGUCGAUCUGGGUUGCUCGAGACGCUUUUAAGAGCUUUGGUGAUCUCCAAGGAACCUAUACCUCGUUCUUGAUAAGCGACGGAAUUGUUUUCCUGGAGUUCUUUGACAUCCGUCACGCGAUGGUCGCAUCGAAGCGUCUAUAUUCCAGCCCAGCAUUCGAGAACUCAGAUAUCAAGGUCCACUUCUGUCCGUCCUCAUACAUCCGUAGGCGGUUCCUCUCGACGUUUGGAGAUAUCCAGUCAUUUCAAAAAGAGUUCAAUGGGUGGCCCUCCAUGAUCCUUGUCGAGUACUAUGACACCAGACAUGCCGCCUUGGCUUUAUCCGCGCUGCGAGAAAUGCACAACAACACGCGAAUCCAUUGCCAAGCGACGUUCUAUCAGAAGAAUACUUUUGUCGGAUCGAGUGAUUGGCAGCAGCAGCAAAGCAUUCUUCCAAUCGGUAAUCGGAUGGCCAGGACCCAUUCGACCCCAGGCGAUAUCAUGUAUCCACCCUCAGGCAGUGCCGGUCGUGGUGUCGAGUCCUCUCGCUCGAAUGAUCAAGCAGGUAGUCCUCAGUCUGGAAAUACAGUCCAGCGGCCAGCCGAGCAGACCCUGAGGACUCUGUCCCCUACAGCGAGUAACCGACGCGGGUUGACACAUCCUGAUGGCGAUGUGGUCGAGAGUAGAACAAGGGAAGAGCAUUGGCGCUUUGCUAUUCAAUCUCAGAAGCUUCCAGCCACUGAGCGCCCACGCAGUCCUCCUUUGCUGAUGCGCACCACAUCAAUGAUCUCGAACACCGGCCAAGCCCAACGAGAAGUUGUCAUCCCUUUGGCUCCUUCUGACAAGCGCACCACGUUCAUGAUCCGAAAUAUCCCCAACAAGUAUACCCAGUCGAUGCUUCUCGAGUGUAUCAACGAGUCCCACUUUGGAAAGUUCGACUUCUUGUAUCUGCGAAUGGACUUCAAAAACAAGUGCAACGUUGGCUACGCCUUCAUCAACUUUAUCAACAUUGAGGUAGUUGCGUCGUUCGUGCAACACCAUGUCGGCAAGAAGUGGGGACGGUUCAAUUCAGACAAGAUCUGCAGCCUCUCGUAUGCCACCAUCCAGGGGCGACGCGCUCUUGUUGACAAGUUCCGCAACUCCAGUGUGAUGGAGGAGGAGUCAAGCUACCGUCCUAAGAUCUUCUACACCAGUGGACCGAAUCUCGGACUGGAGGAGCCCUUUCCAGGACCAACGCUGAGCAAGGACAGUGCCCGUGGACACGGACCUGCUCGGCGUCGGGUCUCGAGCGCCCCUCCUCAUAAUGGGCCCUAA